AUGGUUUGCUUUUGCUUUCUGGUAGACCAGAGGAGGAAGGUGUGGCGGAGCAAGCCGGUGGCGGGGUCGUGUUCGCGGUGCGGGCGUGGAGCAAGUGUGGCCGAUAUUAGAACUUCCACGAGGUUUUGUUACGUUCCGUUCUACUGGAAAUCCUGGAAAGCUGUUAUGUGUACUUUCUGUGGAGCUAUUCUUAGAUCUUACAGAUAAAUUCUUCCUGUUCUUAUAAAUACAUAUAGCUAGCUCUGUGUUUUUAUUUCUAAACACCUUUCUGUAUUAUGUCUGAGUUCAUGAUGGACUGCUUCUGACUUCCUGAGGUUGAGAACUUGAGAUGAUCAAACAGGGUUUCGAUACUUGCAGUUUAUUUUCCUUUUAAGAUUUCAUUUUCCCAAAUUUUGGUGAGAAGAAAGGCACUGUAGUCCCGUCAAUGGAUGCUAUUAAUUAAGAUUGGAAGAAACUUUUCUUUUGCACAAGCUACCAUUCCAAACUCUGUUUUUUUAUAACUGUAAUUUGGAGAUGCAUGUUUUCUGAAAACAAAUUAUGUAAACAGGGAAGCCGAAGCCCCGAGACCCUUCAACCUUAAUU
Messenger RNA from Fragaria vesca subsp. vesca, 582 nucleotides. RefSeq lists its product as uncharacterized. Bases 1 to 207 code for a protein of 68 amino acids. The record is from RefSeq and is a predicted model, not a curated record. Lineage: Eukaryota; Viridiplantae; Streptophyta; Magnoliopsida; Rosales; Rosaceae. The transcript has a single exon.